GCUCUGAUGGCUGCUACGUCUUAUCUUGAACUCCAACUCAGGCUCAAAGAGUCGGGGCUGGAGCUGGUAGCGGAGAAGGUGAACCUCGUGGACGCGGUGUGGUCGCCGCAGGAGCGGCCGCCGCGAGUGAAGGACGACCUCUUUGUCCACGAGCUCUCCUUCGCCGGAGUGGAGUGGACGCACAAGGUGGCGCAGGUGCGGGAGGAGAUGAAGAAGCAGGAUGUGGACCUGCUGGUGGUGACGGCGCUCGACGAGGUCGCGUGGCUCCUCAACCUCCGCGGCAACGACAUCCCCUACAACACAGUGUUCAGGAGCUACCUGCUGGUGGACCACAAGGACGUGACGUUGUUCAUCGACAACGAAAGGAUUCCUCCCGUGGUGGACUUCCACCUCCACAUCGGCCAGUGCUUCGACAACGUCUGCUUCCACGUGACCGAGUACGACAACUUGGUCCCGCGCCUUCAGGCUGCCGCUGCAUCUUCUGACGUAAAACGAGUCCUUCUGCCUAAGAAAUACGCAUACACUGGGGGCGUUUCAUAUGCUAUUUACAGCGCUGUGCCUGCGGACAAGCGGGUGUCUGCGGUGUCGCCGGUGGUGGCGCUGAAGGCGCGCAAGAACGACGUGGAGGCCAAGGGCAUGAAGGCCGCACACCUCAGGGACGCCGUCGCCCUCGUCGACUUCCUUGCCUUCCUGGAGAAGGAGGUGGAGAGUGGUCGUGAGUGGGAUGAGCUGAGUGCUGCUCAGCGCCUGGACGAGUACCGCGCUGAGCAGGAACAUUUCUUGCGUCCAUCUUUCUUCUCGGUAUCAGCGUACGGCACCAACGGUGCCAUCAUCCACUACCGCCCCACCAACGCCACCACGCGCGCCAUCACCAAGGACGCUCCUUACCUCCUCGACUCCGGGGGACAGUACUUCGACGGCACGACUGACGUGACCCGGACGCUGCACUUCGGCGCCCCCACGGAGCUGCAGAAGGAGGCGUACACGAGGGUGCUCAUGGGGGCCGUGGACCUCACGCUCCUCGUCUUCCCCAAGGGCACCAGCGAUGUCAACGUCGACGUCAUCACCCGCAGGUAUUUAUACCAAGCCGGGCUGGACUACAAACACGGCACAGGCCACGGCAUUGGAAUGUUCCUCAACAUACACGAGUGUAAGAUGAAUAUUAAGAUUUGGUAUGUUACAUGA
Messenger RNA from Hyalella azteca, 1185 nucleotides. Its product is annotated as xaa-Pro aminopeptidase ApepP-like. Bases 7 to 1185 code for a protein of 392 amino acids. NCBI's taxonomy places the organism in Eukaryota, Metazoa, Arthropoda, Malacostraca, Amphipoda, Hyalellidae. The record is from RefSeq and is a predicted model, not a curated record. The transcript is spliced from 9 exons.